AUGGAAAAUCGAGCUCCGCCGGGCUCAACUCCCGGAUCUAUCCAAAAGAAAAGAGCCACACGAGCCUGCAAUAUAUGCCGAGCUCGAAAGGUCAAGUGCGACGGUAACUUACCAUGUGGAAGAUGUUUGAGCAGUCGCAUUGACUGCAUUCAACCCGGUGGAGUCAGAUCGCGUUCUUCCGGAAGCAUCAGAUCAAUCGUACCAAAGCCUUUGCAAAGCCAACAGCCAUCGCAAUCCCAGACGAAACAAGCACCACAGUCGAGUGUGCGUACUUAUGAGGAUCCAGUCACCAACAAGAAACAGCAAGAAUUGCGGGCUGGUAUUGGCGCUUUCGACAGUAGCACGGAGGCUUACCAAUUCUAUGNNGGUAAACAAUACCCUGAUUACCUGACUUUUGUGGGUAUAACUAACGAGAUUUGUAUCAGCCCUUCAAGUCAUUUCAGCUUCGUGCAGCGAUUGUAUCAGCGCAUCCGGCGUCAAAGUAAUGCCCCACUAAACGUAGCGCGCACAGUUCCAGAAGGUCUUCGUAAAUGGGGCAUUGAACGUCAAAUAUUCACUCAUGGUGAUGAGGGCUCCUCAUCUCAAAACACAAUUCCAGACGGCAGUUUUCUGCCAAAAGAGCUAGGUGAAGCUUUCAUUUCGGCCUACUUUACACUCAUGCAUCCGCAGGGACCAGUCUUGGUUGAAUGUGAUGUCCGGCAGACGUGGAAGGUUCUUUGGGGCGGACCUAGCCAUAUGCCAGACCAUAGCAAGAAAUCUGCCAAAGAGAAGGCGAUUCUAUACAUGGUUCUGGCUAUUGGAGCUAGGAUGACUGAUUACGGUGAUUCCUCGCCUUCUUCUUCGGAUGCCUGGGCUCAGCAUUUCUACGAGCGUGCUGGAGUGCCUACAGAUUCUUUUGAAGAAACCUCUCUUCUUGGGACUCAUCUUCUACUAUUAAGGGCUCUACGCGAACUAUUGGACACUCUACCUUCGUUCCUACAUUUCUUUGACGACAAAACUUCCACCGGUACCACAUCGCGGGAGGUGCAGAGGAGCUGCUUGGGUGCCACUUAUCACGUCGCAUGUAUCUUGAUGAUGCGGCCGGCUUUGAUCUACGUGACGUUUUUCGAUUCGAAACAGCAGGCUCAGGAUAGCAUAGGGGAUCGCAUCGACAUACAACGAGACAUUGACCUCACCGUGUCAUCCGCCAGGGACCUGAUAUCGCUGGUCUAUGAUAGCUUCUUCAACCGCUGUUCUGCAAUGAGGAGGGAUGGAAACAUGGUCUACUUCAUCGUCUCUGCGUGCCUUGUCCUCCUCUUCGACGUCCUCGACACCGAGACGACACCCGCCCAUGCAAAGGAAGUGUUUCGGGCUGUGGAGAAGGGACUCAAGUGUCUAGAUCGCAUCGAUCACAUUGGCUCCACGACAGGUCGAGCCAUCAGUCUAGACGUCAUGAAGAUCGCAAAAGAUGCCCUCAAAUCCACGGAGCCGAUAAGUCAUCUGGGCACGAAUUUGAUGGAGUCAUUUACCUGGCUCAACAACGAGAUGUUUGAUCAGACACCCUAUGAUUCUGCAGGAUCGUGGUUGUACAACUCUCUCGAAAUGCCGUCGUUUGACUACAGCACUGUUGGAACGACGGAUUUGUUUGGGCCAAAUGGCGGUGUGGACCUGAUGGCACCGAUGGAUCCGAAUCAAAUGUCGCUAGGUUUGAUGGGUCAGGGAUUGCUGGUCGCUGAUGGCAGUUAUGUUCCGUCGCAAGCGGCGCCGCAA
Molecule: messenger RNA, 1749 nt
Organism: Aureobasidium uvarum
Lineage: Eukaryota; Fungi; Ascomycota; Dothideomycetes; Dothideales; Saccotheciaceae
Source: the annotation of a GenBank genome assembly